AUGGCCAAUGUGACUUUGGUCAAAGAGUUCAUUCUUGUGGGAUUUCCGCAGUUACAGGAGCUGACAAUGGUGUUUUAUACCGUAGUUCUACUGAUGUACCUUCUGUCCCUUUUAGGGCACACUUUAAUCAUCUUUGUUGUUAUCAUGGAACCCAUGCUCCAUACGCCAAUGUAUUUCUUCCUCCUCAACUUCUCCCUGGCUGAGAUCUGUUCCACCUCCGCAGAAAUCCCCAAAAUGUUGACCAAUAUCAUCUUGGGUCAAAACACCAUCUGUUUUGCAUGCUGCGUGGCCCAAUUUUUCACCGUCUUUGCAAUGGGAGGGGUUGAGUUCCUGAUGCUCUCGAUCAUGUCUUUUGAUCGCUACAUGGCCAUUUGUAAGCCUUUGCUCUAUAACAUGGUUAUGACCAAUCCAUUCAUCUUUCAGUUGGCUUUGGGGUCUUGGAUUGCUGGGAUCCUGAUUGUCUUUUCUCAGACCGUAGUGAUAUGGACAUUCCCUUAUUGCAGGGACAACGUCAUUGACCACUUCUUUUGUGACGUCGGACCCGUUCUGAGAUUGGCCUGCGCUGAUACCACUCUGAUAGAGAGAAUUGGUCUCAUCUAUGGUGCCACUUUCAUGUGGGGGUCCCUUGGCCUUUCCCUGCUAUCAUACAUGAACAUUGUAGCUGCUAUAAUCCGGAUUUCUUCUUCCACUGGACGCUCCAAAGCCUUCCUCACCUGCGCAUCCCACCUCACCGUUCUAAUUAUCUUCUACGCAGCAGACAUGAUCAUGUACUUGCGUCCUUCUACCCAUGGGGAUCCUCAACUGAAUAAAGUCAUAUCACUUGUGCGCACCAGCUUUGUACCCAUGUUGAACCCUUUCAUCUACACAAUCCGGAACACUGAAUUCAAGACAGCUCUCGACAAAACAAUGAGACGGGUGGUGGUUUUUUAG
Molecule: messenger RNA, 930 nt
Organism: Thamnophis sirtalis
Lineage: Eukaryota; Metazoa; Chordata; Lepidosauria; Squamata; Natricidae
Product: olfactory receptor 6X1-like
Biological process (GO): G protein-coupled receptor signaling pathway
Cellular component (GO): membrane
Molecular function (GO): G protein-coupled receptor activity; olfactory receptor activity
Source: RefSeq, a predicted model, not a curated record